AGACAUACUCUCUAAUCUGUGGACAGUAUGCUCUCUGGGUUUUUCUCAGUGAACCAAAGUACCUAACAUUUUAAAAUAGUAUCUAAAAUGCCAGAAUGUUGUGCAGUGCCUAUGUGUUCAAAUAGAAUAGGCGGGCAUAAGUUCCCUGCAGAUGCAGAUCGAACAAAACAGUGGGUUGAAGCCAUUCGCAGACCUGACUUUACUCCGUCGAAACACAGCGUAGUGUGUAAACGCCACUUCACGGAUGACGAUUUUGUGAUGCCGCAGGAUUCGGUAUUGCAAAGACCCAGACCACAGUUGAAAAAAACUGCCGUGCCAAGUAUCUUCCCAUGGAAUAAACCAGGAAACCCGUGGGGGCGACCAAAAGGGAGUGUUAGAAAGAAAUUCACCGUCCCAGCACCCAUGAACGAUGAAAAAGAGAAGGGCGACGUGGAAAUCCUGACUUCAGAAAGUCAAAUCUGUGAUGCAUCGACUAUAAAUGAUAAUAAAAAUAAAGUCAACCCUGUACGUAAGAACCUUAAAGUUUUAAAAGUUCAGAAAAUUGGUUCAUUACCAACAAAAUUAAAACGCAACAUAAGCAAGAUCAAUAAGGAUAAUCUGAAUUUAAUUCUGAACAAAAAACUCAAAUACUUGACUUCUAAUACCAAUGAGCAACCUAUAACUAUUAAUAUCAACAAUAACAUUAACACAAUACUUAAUAACCUUAAAGAAAUAAAAAUUAAGAAAAGUACACCUGCAGCGAAGCCAAAACGCAACUUACCAUCGAACAAUGUGGAUUUAAUUAUAUGCGAAAAGGUUCGUAAAUAUUUGGAUUCUAACACUAAUGUGUCUCCAGAGACCGAUCUCUGCAGCUCAAAUCAAAAUUUUACGAAUUCAAAUACAAGUUAUAUUGUUCCAAUACCAUCUGCAAUUUGUGAAGUAUCUUACACUGAUGAUCAUCAAAACGAAGAUUCAAGGAAAACUACGCAUAAUAAUAUUCAAUUUCAAACAGAUGCUAUGGUACAAUGCAACCUGUGCCAAUGCUCGACGAUUGAAAAGCAGAAAAGAAUUUUUUCAAUUGACAAUUUAAUGGACACAACAAAUCCUGCCGAAGUAAAAUAUUACACGGGUUUUGCAGAUUACCAACAAUUCACCGACACAUUUAAACUUUUAGGAGAUGGCGUUUAUGAUGUUAAUAAGUUUCAUAAUACUAAGAAGUCACUAACACUGCUCGAUCAAUUCCUAUUAACUGUUAUAAAGUUACGAAGGAAUAAACCGUUGAUAGAAUUGGGAUUCAAUUUUUGCAUCAAAAAAGAGACUGUUGCGAUUGUAUUGAAGAAUUGGAUUGAAUUUUUGUUUUGUAAAUUGAAGGACCCUUCGAUGCUAUGUCAUACAAAUUAUGGAAGUGAAAGACCAUGUAUUAUUAUUAUAGAAAGCCAUGGGAAUGAACCAGAAAAUGUUCCUAGUGAGUCUCCAGAGAGUCCAAAGGUACAUUCCAGCAUAAGUGUAAAAGUGUGCGUUGGAAUUACUGAUAACUCCAUUCACGUUUCAGAAGCAUAUCCGGGUAAUUUGGGUGAUGACGAAGUGAAGUUGAGAGCUCGAUCCGAAUGUAAUGAAUUAAAAGAGUUAGCUAGUGAUUCUAACGUAAAAUGUGUUACAGUAGUUUUGUCCAAAACAUACACAAUCCUAAGCAAGAAAAUGGAUCCUAUGUUAUUGCCGUUAACAAACAAAAUUGUUUUUGUGUGUUUCAUGUUGUCGAAUUUUAAUAAAGAAGCUAGAAAAUACUACUAAAAUACUCUGCACCGACAGAGUAAAUACAAACGAGUAGGUCAUCUUCAUAGAAACGCACUGAGCGCGGUUUGUAUGUGAGCGCGCCAAUACGUAUGCGGAGCGCACGCACACACUGAAAAAAUUUUGCGUGGAUUAGCGUUAGCGGGGUGUUGCGCCGAAUUUUGUAGGUGUGUGCGUGCGCGCCGCAUACGUAUGCCAAUGUAAUACGCUCACAUACAAACCGCGCUCGGUGCGUUUCUAUGAAGAUGACCUACUCAUUUGUAUUUACUCUGGCACCGCUCUGCCUUGGUGGAAAUCGGGCCAAAUGGUGUUUCGUUGUUGUACUUGUGUUACGUACACUACUGUGACAUGAUAAUUAUAAUUAGAUUUUGUAAGAAUUAGCAAGAUUGAAAAAGACUAAUAAAAUUAUAUAUUUUA
Messenger RNA from Ostrinia furnacalis (Asian corn borer), 2187 nucleotides. RefSeq lists its product as uncharacterized. NCBI's taxonomy places the organism in Eukaryota, Metazoa, Arthropoda, Insecta, Lepidoptera, Crambidae. The record is from RefSeq and is a predicted model, not a curated record. The transcript is spliced from 2 exons. Bases 88 to 1770 code for a protein of 560 amino acids.